Messenger RNA from Belonocnema kinseyi, 3582 nucleotides. It is a transcript of the gene mei-9, whose product is annotated as DNA repair endonuclease XPF. Gene Ontology annotation, molecular function: single-stranded DNA binding; damaged DNA binding; single-stranded DNA endonuclease activity. Gene Ontology annotation, cellular component: nucleotide-excision repair factor 1 complex. The record is from RefSeq and is a predicted model, not a curated record. Gene Ontology annotation, biological process: nucleotide-excision repair involved in interstrand cross-link repair; double-strand break repair via homologous recombination; resolution of meiotic recombination intermediates. Bases 493 to 3555 code for a protein of 1020 amino acids. NCBI's taxonomy places the organism in Eukaryota, Metazoa, Arthropoda, Insecta, Hymenoptera, Cynipidae. The transcript has 21 exons.
UACUAGUCAUCAACUUUUUCUUUGAAAAUCGUUAAUUUACGACGUCUCAAACUAUACGAAAAUGUAAAAUUCAUAUUCCUGAAUUAGAAAUACGCCACCACAACUUUUUUAUCUUUUCAGUAUUCAAAAUUACCUUGAUAUUUCUCCUCAAAGUUUUCCCACUUCGCAUAAGCAAUUUUUUCAAAAUCGGAUAAUAUUAGCGAAAUUACUCAAUUUUGUGAGGCCUUUUAGUCAAAUUCGAGGCCAUUGGUGCUUUUUCUAUCAAAAUGUUCGAACUCAGAACGCCUUUUUUUUGUUGCAAAAUAGCAAAAUUUUUGUGUAUUUCUGAAAAUCGUGCGGGAAAUUCGAAGAAAUUUAAAUUUUACCGAUUCUAAGUUAUUAUGUAACAACUUUUGUGAUGAUAGAUUAAUUAUCGUAUAUUCUUGAACAAAUUUGUUUUUCGAGUUUGUAGAAUAGUUCGCAAACGUCAAAUUGAGGUUAUGUCAUCAAAAUAUGAAGGAUUUAAGCGCGAUUCUUAUAUUCACACUUGUAGCAAAUGUAAUUGCACUAGAAGAAAAUCUUCUUCAUUAUGUACAAGAUGAUGUUUCUGGUGGUUCUUAUAAAUAUUACAGCUUAUUGUACGAGGGAGUUAUAAAAAUACGACUAACUUCACAAAUCGGCGAUUCAGAUAUUUACGUUUCACAAACAACAACAAAACCGACCUACGAUCCGGAUAAUUAUUGUUUGCAAUCCACCACCUGUGGUGAAGAUAUUCUUUACAUACCACAGAGUUUUAAGAGGCCAGUCAGUAUUGGGGUAUAUGGCCAUCCAUCUCACGAAAAUAGUUAUUAUACUCUCGCAGUAUACCAAAUCGUAGUAGCGGAUGGUGACACUUUCGACGAACAAAAUCCGACCGAAAAUACUAACAAAAAAAAAAGCAAAAUGAGUAUGCUGGAAUAUGAGACGGAAAUGUUCCUCGAAAUACUUCACGAGGAUGGACUCGUUGUAGCUGCCAAGGGGCUUUCAAUAGAAACAGUCUUUGCCAAUAUUAUGAGAGCCUAUUCAGACCCAAAUUUUCUAGUCCUAGUUUUGGGAACAACAGACCACGAGGAAAAGUAUUUUAUAGAAAAAUUACACAUCCUUGGCGUCAGUCAGUUGCCUCGCGUAAUAACUUCUCAGUGUCUUUCUGAUGAAAGGGAGAGAAUUUAUCUCGAAGGAGGCGUUUUAUUUGUCUCAGGGCGAAUUCUGGUCGUGGAUUUGUUAAAGAAUAGAGUUCCUCUCAAUUUGGUGUCUGGAAUUUUAGUUUAUAGGGCGCACAACAUAUUAAAUUUGUAUCAAGAGGCGUUCGCUCUUCGACUCUAUCGACAAACUAAUAAGACUGGAUUUAUUAAAGCCUUCACCAGUUCUGCCUUAGCUUUCACGAUUGGAUUUUGCCAAGUGGAACGCGUUAUGAGAACUCUAUUCGUUACGAAAUUAUAUCUCUGGCCUCGAUUCCAUUCUACGGUCAAAAGCAGUUUAUCAAAACGCGAGCCUGAAGUUGUAGAACUUCAUGUCCCACUCACGUCAAAAAUGCUGAGCAUCCAGACAGCUUUGCUAGACGUUAUGAACUUUAUGGUAAAGGAAUUGAAGAAAAAUAACAAAUACUUGGAAUUGGACGAGUUAACAGUGGAAAAUGCUGUUGCGAAAAAGUUUCACAAGCUAUUGCAACAACAGUUAGAUCCAAUUUGGCAUCAGUUGAGCCAAAAAACAAAACAAUUGAUCGCCGAUUUAAAAACUUUGAGGUCUUUACUUAUGUGCUUGACUCACGAAGAUGCUGUUUCAUUUUAUGCGAUGCUUAACAGUUUGCGAACAAUGGAUUAUGCAGUAAAAAGUAGUGGAUGGUUGGUCUUAGAUGUUGUCGAAAAUAUGUUUAAAGCUGCAAAGGCGAGAGUUUAUAAUGACAAGAAUGAAUUGAAGCCAGAAGCGAAUCCAAAAUGGGAAGCUUUGUCAGAAAUUCUCUCAGAAAUUCAUCGCGCUGAUGCAAAGACGAGAAAGGAAAAUGACCCAACGCCAAAGAUUUUGAUUUUUACCCAAGAUUACUCCAUGUGUACGCAAGUGAAAAAUUUCUUGACACUUGGAGGCGAGGAAUAUCUGCGACGCACAGCAAGCAGAAAGUUCAAAAAUAAAAACCAACCGGCCAAGAAACCUAACUCCAACGCGGAAACGAAGGGAGCUCAAAAUAAGGAAGAGUCUUCUGAGGCAGAUGAAGAAAAUAAGGAUGAGGAAGAACAAUUAGAAAGUUACGUUUUAACUUUGACUCAAAAACCCAAAGAGGAUAAUGAAAAAGACUCCGAAGAACUGCUUUAUCAAAGCCAGUUUGAACAUUGUUCUCAGAUUACGGAAAUGGAUCUGACAACAAUUGCGACUGAAGCCCCGAUAGUUGUUGUUCAAUCUUUGAAAAAAGGGGGUGAUUCGAUGGCACUUCAACGAAUUUUAUCCGAAGUAUUACCAUCUUUCGUCGUGUUGUACACGGCUGACAUUUCCACGGUCAGACAACUCGAGAUAUAUCAAAAUAGGAAUGUGUCGUUGCCUCUGACAGUUUAUUUUUUAAUCUAUGGCGGCUCAGUUGAAGAACAAGCGUAUCUCACUUCCUUGAGGAGAGAAAAGGCCGCUUUCGAAAAAUUGAUUAAUGCUAAAAAAACAAUGGUUGUGCCAGUUGAUCAAGAUGGGAAAUCUGUCGAUGCGACAGCUUUUUCUGAGCCUUCCAUUUCCUCUGAAGAGCCUGUGAGUUCCCGAAAAGGCGGAAUUCAGGACGAAAGUACAAAAUUGGUGGAGAAAGUUAUUGUCGACAUGAGAGAAUUCCGUAGUGAAUUACCUGCUCUUUUGCACAAAAGAGGAAUAGAAAUUGAACCUGUGACUCUAGUCGUGGGAGAUUACAUCUUAUCUCCGGAAAUUUGUGUGGAGAGGAAAAGCAUAUCUGAUUUGAUUGGCUCCUUAAAUUCAGGAAGAUUGUAUAAUCAAGCCAUUUCCAUGACUAGAUAUUAUUCCAAACCGAUGCUUUUAAUCGAAUUCGAUCAGAACAAGCCUUUCUGUUUCCAGGGAAAUUACUAUGUUAGCAAAGAUAUGAAAAGCUCGGAAAUUACAUCGAAAUUGCAAUUGUUGACGAUACAUUUUCCGAAGUUGAAAUUGGUUUGGUCGCCAAGUCCACACGCGACAGCGCAACUUUUCGAAGAACUGAAGCAAGGAAGACAGCAACCUGAUGCUUUAAAAGCCGCACAAGUUGGAACCGAUGGCGAUUCAGAUGAUAAAACAAUGGCAGAAAAAUAUAAUUGCAAUAUCCAGGAUUUUGUUGCGAAACUGCCUGGUGUUCAUACAAAAAAUCUUCGAGUUGUUUUGAACAGAGGACAUUCACUCGAUCAUCUUAUUCUACUAAGUCAGGACGAACUAGUCGAAUUUCUUGGAAAUAAAAGCGACGCUCAAUUGCUUUAUCGAGCCCUGCAUGAAAAAACAAAACCAGAUCCUCAACCUUCAACGAGCACAAGUGGAAAAACAUUUUCUAAAACUAAAAGCAGAGGACUGUUCUUUAAGAAGAAAUAAAAAAGGCAAUAUUCAAGCCCUGGGUAA